UCAACUCCGUCAUAACAUAGUGUCGACUUACCUGACGUCUACGAUGCUAUCCCAUAGUACCAGAUGACAGUGCUUUUGAAGAGAAAUUCGCGUUUAUGGACGCCGAGCAGGUCUUUAUUCUCUUAUAGGACGAAUAUUGCCACCUAUAUACCAGAUAUCGUUCUUGAUUGGUGUCCCCUGCCUAGCGGUACGUGUUUAUCUGACAAGUCUUCAUUGCUGGCCGUGCCCUUCAAGCUUCCACAGAGGCAUGCCGGCAGUCAAGAACCGUAAACACUCUGUAUCAAAGCACGGUAGUACAGGGAAGGCACCUGCCACGCAAACCUGACCUCCCCGGACCUGCUGUCGGAAAUGCAUCGUCUUGGAGGCCAUCUAUGAAGACGGGACAGAAAUCACGCCUGCGACAAACUUCACUAUCGUUUAUCAUGUUACGCGUCCUUAUUUCUGAACUCUGCCAGUAUGCAGUAUCACGAUGCACCAGGUGCCUUUAUCAAAACGCGGAAUACACACCGGAACUCAAUGUUCAGCCCACGCCACGACGAAGCCGCCGAUCCAGUUAUUGACUGGUGUGACUAUGACCACGACGAAACGCUUGAGGAGGAAGCUGUGAAGUAUGAGGAGAUGGGACAGUUGGGUAAGCGUAAGAUUUGUGACGUACUGAUAUACUCCGCUCUGGGAAACCGUAAGUAGUCCUGUUG
Phanerochaete carnosa HHB-10118-sp is the source of this 695-nucleotide messenger RNA. RefSeq lists its product as uncharacterized. The coding region runs from base 457 to 687 and encodes 76 amino acids. NCBI's taxonomy places the organism in Eukaryota, Fungi, Basidiomycota, Agaricomycetes, Polyporales, Phanerochaetaceae. The transcript has a single exon. The record is from RefSeq and is a predicted model, not a curated record.